AUGAUAUUGUUCUCUUUCACUGCCUUUGUGUCUCUUCUGGCACUUCCCACUGCAGUGCACUCCAAGCCACACUGCAAACUCUCUCCCCUUGACGCUGAAUGGCCAUCAACCGAAGAAUGGGCCGCACUGAACGCAUCAAUCCAAGGAACUCUGAUCAAGACCACCCCAGUUGCGUCGUCCUGCUAUCGCGGAAAUCCCUUUGGCUCGACUGAAGAUUGCACAAUCGUGAAGAAGUACUGGUCAUAUGCUGCAUACCACUCUUCUUGGCCUGAGAGCAUCGAUUACUCGAUCUAUACAAACAACUCCUGCGUGCCUCCUGGUGUUGCGGGUUAUACUGAGGGAAGAGGCUGUAGCAUCGGGGCUCUCCCACAGUAUAUUGUCAAUGCGACGACUGAGGAGCAGGUAGCGACAGCAGUGCAGUGGGCGUCUAGAAGAAAUAUUCGUAUCGUGGUGAAGGGAACAGGCCAUGAUCUCAGCGGACGAUCUACCGGCGCAUAUUCACUUUCUAUCUGGACGCACAACUUUAGACACAUCGUCCAUCGACCUUCAUGGUCGGUGCCUGGUUCCAACCGCACUGCGGACGUUGUGAUCGUUGGGAGUGGCAACAACUGGGGAUCUAUAUACACUGCCGUGCAUGCUAUUAACCGCACCGUUGUCGGCGGUCAGGACGCCACCGUAGGACCUGGCGGAUUGAUUCAGAACGGAGGCCACGGACUCCUUUCUAGCCACCACGGCCUGGCUUCAGAUCAGGUAUACCAGGUCACAGUUAUCACGACGGACGGCCGUCGUCUAGUGGCUAAUCAUGCUGAGAAUGAAGAUCUAUUCUGGGCUGUCCGAGGGGGUGGUGGAGGCCAGUUUGGAGUUGUCACCGAGUUUGUUCUGAAGACGCACCCUGUGCCUGCGAAUGUUGUCACUGGGGGUCUUUCUUUCUAUCCCAAUCGCGGUGUGAAGGCCAGUGAGCUUGCCUCAUGGAAUGCCUUGGCGGAAACGGCACGGAUGAUCCCUGAUCUGAUGGACUUGGGUUUCACGGGCACUGUCACAGCGCUCACGAAGGAGGCAGCCAUGAUGCUCACCGGCGCCAAUGAGACGAUCCCCGGCGUGGCAGUCUCCAUCAACCUAAUUGGAUACAAUACAACGACGAGGCAAAUGAACUCCUCGCUUCACCACCUGGCAGCCCAAAUCAUGCAUUACCACAAUUCAAGCGCCCUCACACUGACAUAUCAGCCCCACUCAGCUCAGAGUUACUGGACCUUUGCGAACCCCGACCCAUUGGCUAGCAGGGCCUCGGGGGCUAGUAGUACCAUGAGCAGUCGCCUUCUGGGCCGUCGAGAGCUCACUGACCUACCAAAGGCCAACUUAAUCACCCACCUACAACAAGUCCUUAAGCCCCAGGAACCAGAAAAGGGGGGUAUGCUCCUCCUCGGCCUGCAGGGCGGUCCUGGACCCGCCACCACGCCACCAGAGAUGCGCGGUAGCGUGCUCCCCGCCUGGCGCUCCGCAUACGUCCACGCCAUGGUCUACGGCGCAUCGAUCAAUGACACCGCAGACCCAUCUGAGGCGUUGGCAGCGGCCGCAAAAUGGCACGAAUCGACCAUUGAACCGGUUUGGAGGCGCUGGGCGCCGGAUACGGGCUCUUACAUGAACGAGGGAAACGCGUUCAGUAGGGCCUGGAAGAAGGACUUUUACGGCGAGAAUUAUGACCGGCUGCUUGCGAUUAAGCAUAAAUAUGACCCUGACGAGAGUCUGUUCGUCUGGAGUGGUGUUGGAAGUGACGGGUGGGAUUAUGAUUUGCGCAGUGGGCUGCUUUGUCGAAGGUAG
Aspergillus lentulus is the source of this 1818-nucleotide messenger RNA. RefSeq names its product putative isoamyl alcohol oxidase. The record is from RefSeq and is a predicted model, not a curated record. NCBI's taxonomy places the organism in Eukaryota, Fungi, Ascomycota, Eurotiomycetes, Eurotiales, Aspergillaceae. Gene Ontology annotation, molecular function: FAD binding; oxidoreductase activity.